AUGACCACUGACAAAUGUGUCGCGCUGCUUUCUAUUAUUUGCGUGAUUCUUUCCAUUGAGGCAUACUGUUUCAAAACUUCUCCCUCCUAUACCGUUCCGUCUUUGCAAAUUUCCACUGGACCGUAUUACAAUAUCUCACUGAAUUCCUCAUUUCUUUCAUACCCAGGUCCUGUGUCGCAGGACUUCAGUGUCGUUUCCACGGAUCCACCCAGUUUUAUCUACCAUUCAUCAUUUCUUUACAUUGACUUGGUUUGUAAUGUAUGGUUUCUCAUUGAAUUCCUCAUUCGAUUGAUUGUAACAGACUCCAUAAUCAGAUUUCUCCGAUCCCCCUUAAAUCUUAUUGAAAUAGCUGCAGUAAUCAGCUUCUACACCGAAAUGUUUGUCUUAGUCGCUUUCCAACAGUAUCCUCAUCCACCUCCCGCCUUCGCAAAAUGCGCGUUAGAAUUGUUCAGCAUUGUUAGAGUCAUGCGGUUGUUUAAACUCACUCGCUAUAUCUCCGGACUGAAAAUACUUAUUCUCACAUUCAAAGCAAGUGCAAAGGAGUUAUCACUGUUGGUGUUUUUUCUCAUGGUGUUCAUUGUCCUCUUUGCGGCGCUGGUCUUCUACGCGGAGAGAUUCUCACCCUCGCCAAAAAAUGACUUCACCUCGAUUCCCAUUGGUCUCUGGUGGGCAAUCGUUACUAUGACCACAGUGGGGUAUGGUGACAUGGCACCAAAGUCCUAUGCAGGUAAAACGUUUUACUCGAUUAAUAAGACGCCAGGGCUGGAGAAAGUGCCUUCAUGUUCAAAAUUAAUGCAACCUAUUUCGAAAAUAAUGAAUAUAAAUAUUUUUAAAUAA
Rodentolepis nana is the source of this 837-nucleotide messenger RNA. Lineage: Eukaryota; Metazoa; Platyhelminthes; Cestoda; Cyclophyllidea; Hymenolepididae. The record is from the annotation of a GenBank genome assembly.